UAUAAGUACUUAUUUUACCCUUUACUCCAAAAAAUACCAAACUCUACCCAACUCGGGCAUGUCUGAUCGUUCUCCUCGUCUUCUUUCUCUGCGCACAAAACCCUUCUCACUGCUGCAAUUAUCAAAUACUCCUUCAUCCGCCGCUGCGAUUAAAGUACCGGGUUCGGUUUUUUUUUGGUUUUUUUUUUUUUUUGAAAAAAACUUCUUCAUCCGCCGCUGCGAUUAUCUAAGUACCAGGUUCAGAUUAUUUUUUUUGGCGAAAAUCUCUUUCAUCCGCUGCUGCGAUUAUCCGAGUACCAGGUUCGGAUUAUUCUUUGGAGAAAAUCUCCUUCAUCCCCUUCUGCGAUUAUCCAGAGUACCAAGUUCGGAUUUUGGGCGAAAAUCUCCUAACCGGGUGAUAGUGUGAAUCGGAUUUCCAUGUACUUCUAGCAGCUCCAUCUAAAAGAUUGCUUCAUCACCGGGCAAAGACAUAAAGAAGGGCCAAUACUUGAAGUGAAAAAGUCCAAGAAGUCCCUAAAUGCUCCAGGAAACAUUGUUUGGACAGACUCAUACCUAAGAGAGAGGAUCAGGGGAAAGCUGACCGUCAAUGCAGCACUUUUCACCAUGAAAAAUGUUUAUUUGCUUUGCUCAAGCAAAAAAUGCAAUCUUUAAGAGAACCCCUGUUGGGUGAGUUGCCAAUGCAUUUUGUGCGUCAUUUGUCCAUUCGGUGAUCAAGCGUUUAAGGACACCAAGCUUACAGCUAAGGAAAGAAUUGGAAAGAUGAAAUUCUCAGUGAAGGCAUGGAGCAACGGGAAAGCUCGUGCAGGGGUUUUGCAGUUGAGUAGCAGCCCAUACUCCAUCGAGACUCCGGCUCUCGUUCUCACCACUCGCAAAGGGCUGCCCGUUUUUAUUCCUCCCGAUCACCUCCCUUCCCUCCCUUUGCCGGACUCCAGCCUUCUUCAGGUUUGCCCGGUUCACUUCUUAGGAUGUGUCUCUAACCAAACCAUAUCUGACAGUGGAGGACUGCACCAGAUGCUCGGUUUACAUGACCGGAUAUUCACAGCCGUUCCAAGGGACUCCAUUAUUUCCAUACCUGAGUACAUGAGUGCUAACAGGACUGGAGCUUCAUUUGAAACUCCUUGCGGUCGUUGUUUGAUAAAACCUGCCGAGUACAUGAAAAUGAUUUCUUCUAUGAGACCAAAUAUGUGGGCCACUUUAUCUGAUGAGGUGCCUGCUUGGGUUUCACAGAAGAGAAAUAGAAUAUCUGUUGAUCGCACUUUGAGAUGGCUUGAUGAUUGUAUCACUUUAAACCUGACAGACACAACCAUUUUUGGUUCUAUUGUUGGGGGCUCAAGCGUUGAAGAAAGACAGCGUUGUGCUCAAGAAGUUGCUAAGAGAAAUGUUUCAGGUUAUUGGAUUGGUGGCUUUGGAUUAGGAGAGAGUAUGGAUGAACGCACUGCCCUUCUUAGUGCUGUUACGGAAUCGUUACCUGAGAAUAAGCCACGACAGAUAUGUGGGCUUGAACUUCCAGAAGAGGUCUUGCAGGGAGUUGCAGCAGGCAUUGAUCUAUUCGAUUCCUCGUACAUCUUUAACCUGACACACGGAGGUUUCGCACUCACUUUCCCACUUGAUAGAACUGAGAGUCACUUGUCUGAUUGUCAGCCAUAUAGUGACAUAGGCUGUGACGGGACAAAGAUCAACCUGAAAUCAACCAUGUACAGGAAAGAUACGUCACCAAUUGUUGACGGCUGUAGCUGUUUUACAUGUCAAAGCCAUACAAAGGCGUACAUUAAUCACCUGCUUAUUGUUCAUGAAAUGUUGGCUCAGAUCCUAUUAGAAAUACACAACACUCAUCAUUAUCUACAAUUCUUCCGCUCCAUCAGAGAGUCAAUUAAGGAAGGAACCUUUGAGCAAUACCGGGAGAGGUUCAUCAUAAGUAGACGUACACAUCUUUCCACUCUUUCUGCUUCAGCAAAUUAAGUUCAAGUUAUCUUUAGAAUGUCCAGAAGCACACAAGAUUGCUUUUUUCAGAGGAGUACUCUGAUAUUUUAUCAACUUGAUUAAUGGCGGAUAUUCUAGAUUUGACUAGUGUCACCUGUGACCUGUGUGGUGCACCGAACAAUCAUUUGUUCCUAUUUCAAUUCUUUCAAUGGCUAUUUAUAUGAUUGUAAACAUUUUAGCUUAAUAUAGA
This is a messenger RNA of Cuscuta epithymum, 2170 nucleotides long. The record is from the annotation of a GenBank genome assembly. Lineage: Eukaryota; Viridiplantae; Streptophyta; Magnoliopsida; Solanales; Convolvulaceae.